AUGCAUUGUUUAAGGUUCGGUUAUGAGAGUGAGCUCUAUCCAGAAUUCGAGGCAAUGAAACGGAAAUACAAUUUGGAUGUUGAGUUGGCGGCUAGUGGCUUUACGAAACAAAUGGCAAAAGAUUUGAAUGCUGUUAGUUGGAUGGAGAAUUUUGAAUUAUUUCAAUGCAUUCCAAUUAAGGAGCGAUGUUAUCUCAUUUAUUCGAAACUGUCUUUUUUUUGGCUUAUUCGGGAAAAAAGUUGUUAG
Molecule: messenger RNA, 246 nt
Organism: Anisakis simplex (herring worm)
Lineage: Eukaryota; Metazoa; Nematoda; Chromadorea; Rhabditida; Anisakidae
Source: the annotation of a GenBank genome assembly